UCUGGAAGCAUGGCAACACAGCUCAGUUGGUGAUCUAGCUAGCUAUUUCAAUCUCGCGGUCUUGCAAGUAGUUCUGCGAAAGUUUGGCCCCGGGCGAUCGAUCGAGAUGACUGGAGUGGCUGAAGUAAUUGGUUUGAUCAGCGCGCUCCUCGCCAUCGCACGUGAGAUCAGUUCGCUGGCGGAGAGGGCUCAGCGCAACAGGGAGCAAUGCAAGCUUCUCAGAGAUCACGUGGGAUCGAUCAUGCUCCUGCUCAGGGAGCUGCAGAACCAGAUGAAGCCGGAGCCGUGGAUGAAGGACUUGCUGGAAAAUCUAAACGAUGCACUCAGAGACGGGAGAUCCCUUGUCGAAUCCUGCCAAGAUAAGAGAACCUGGUCACGCGUCUUCAAAACCGAGAAGAAGGCCAAGAAGUUCGAUGCCCUUGACCACCGGAUCUCCAGGAUCCUGCAGCAGUUCCACCUUGUCAACAUGAUCCUCAUUGUCAGGGUGAACAAUGAGCGCUUCUUCCAGAAUGUGCUCCGGAAGCUACUUGAAGAUGGUGCUUGCAAGCGCUUGCCGCAGGACGUAAAGGAGGAGCUCGAGUCAUCUAUCAAGAAGCUGACUAACACAGACAAUAUGUCACCCGACGCACAAGAUUUGCUGGAAUGGAUAAAAAGGGACAUCACAUACACAUACAGGGAUGCUGCGACCAGCGGAUCGUCAGGAGCACAGGCAUCAUCAACUGGCGACUAUCUCAUGUUGGACAUCUUGGACCUCACGGAACAAAUCAGGGAGGAGGCGGCGAUGGGCAACAACGGGGACGAAAUCCGGCGACUUGUGCAUCUCGUGCAGCAGGUAACCAAAAUUAUUCAGCAUCUCCAGACUUCCGAGCUGUCGCUGGACCCCAGUACGAGGCGGACGCUUGAGGAGCUAAAAGCAGAUCUCGUGGUGAUCUCUGAUAACAUCAUCUGGUACAACCGCAAGGAGCACAACAAAGUAAAGAGGGGCAUGCUCUGCGGCCCGAACAACGCCUACGAGGCACACAAGGAUGCCUACAAGAUCGAGUACUACAUCCAAGUCCUCGUAAUAGCCUUGCGUCAGCUAUAUGAACGUAAUUAAAUGCACGUAUACACACAUGUUAGGCUGCCGGCCGGAACUACUCCCUCCGAUUCCAAAUAUAAGUCUUUUUAGAGAUUUCAACAAAAGACUACAUACGGAGCCAAAUAUAACUCUAAAAUAUACUAUCUAUAUAUAGCCGUAUGUAGCUUGUAUUGAAAUCUCUAAAAAGACUUAUAUUUGGAAUCGGAAGGAGUAACAAUGAAUGAAUGAUACAAAAGCGGUGCAAUGGAACUUCUGUUCCUAAUAAUAGGUUGAGAUCUAAUAAGAGACUCCGUUUUUUAACUUAUAAAGCUUGUACAAGUGCGUCUUCGUUAUGUACGUUCCCUGCAUUUUUGUACUUUUCCUCUUUUCGCAAUGAUACAUUGUAACAUUGUAUGUAUUGUAAAGAGGGCAACGUGUGUAACAGAGGGUAGAAACAUUUUCAUUCUUAGUAAACAUGGGUGUAUUUUUUUAUUUUCCAGGGAAACAUGUGCGUGUAUUGUACGCAGCU
Molecule: messenger RNA, 1586 nt
Organism: Triticum aestivum (bread wheat)
Lineage: Eukaryota; Viridiplantae; Streptophyta; Magnoliopsida; Poales; Poaceae
Exons: 4
Coding region: 107-1096 (329 amino acids)
Biological process (GO): cell surface receptor signaling pathway
Source: RefSeq, a predicted model, not a curated record